Messenger RNA from Dictyostelium discoideum AX4, 7143 nucleotides. It is a transcript of the gene tor, whose product is annotated as protein kinase, Atypical group. Gene Ontology annotation, molecular function: protein serine kinase activity; protein-containing complex binding; kinase activity. The record is from RefSeq and is a predicted model, not a curated record. Gene Ontology annotation, cellular component: TORC2 complex; membrane; cell periphery. The transcript has 3 exons. Lineage: Eukaryota; Evosea; Eumycetozoa; Dictyosteliales; Dictyosteliaceae. Bases 1 to 7143 code for a protein of 2380 amino acids.
AUGUCACAACAUGAACAACCUUCAAUAUGGGCCGACGCUUUAACUAAACUCUUAAAUGAUUUAAAGAGUAAAAAAGAAGAAGAUAGAGUCAAAGCAUCAAAAAAUUUAAAAUCAUAUGUUAUAUCACAAAGUAGAGAAAUGACAAAUGAAAAUUUUACAAAAUUUAUGAAUGAAUUAAAUAAUAAUUUAAUAUUUGAAUUGGUGAAUAGUUCAGUUAUACCAGAAAAGAUUGGAGGUAUUAUGGCAAUUGAUGAAUUAAUAGAUGUAGAUUAUGAUGAGAAUGCAACAAAGAUCACAAGAUUAGCCAAUUAUUUACGUAUUGGUUUAGGAUUCAAUGAUUUUACAGUAAUGUUAAUGGCAUCAAAAGCAUUGGGUAGAUUAGCACGUUCAAGUGGUACAUUGACAGCGGAAUUUGUAGAGUUUGAAGUUACAAGAGCAUUGGAAUGGUUAAGUGGUGAUCGUAUCGAAGCAAGAAGACACGCUGCAGUAUUGGUAUUGAAAGAGUUGGCUCAAAAUGCACCAACACUCUUUUAUGUCCAUGCAUCAUCAUUUGUCGAUUUAAUUUGGGUGGCAUUAAAAGAUCCAAAAGUUGCAAUUCGUGAAGGUGCCGUUGAGGCGCUAAGAGCAUGUCUAGAGUUGAUCUCUGAGAGAGAAUCACGUCUUCGUUUACAAUGGUAUCAAAAGAUUUAUGAUGAAGCUCAAAAAUCAUUCAAACAAAAUGGUUCACCAGAAUCAAUACAUGGUUCAUUAAUCACCGUUAGUGAAUUACUUAGAAAUACAGGUGAUUUUAUGCUUUCAAAAUUUAAAGAUAUUUGUGAAACCGUUUUAAAAUAUAAAGAUCAUCGUGAUAAAUUAGUUAAAAAAACUGUAUUGGCAUUAUUCCCAAGAUUAGCAGUAUUUUGUUCAAGAGAUUUUGUAUUAAAUUAUUUUAAUGCGUGUAUGAAUCAUUUAUUGGCAGCAUUAAGAAAUCAAAAUGAAAGACCAACAGCAUUUAUAGCAUUGGGUGAGAUAGCAAUGGCGGUUGGUGGAUCGAUUAAACCUUAUUUAGAUUCAAUUGUUGUAAUGAUAAAACAAGGAUUAAUGACAAAGGGUAAACAAUUUUGUCCAGAGGUAUUGACAUGUAUAUCAAUGUUAGCAUCAGCGGUUGGCCAAUCAAUGUAUCCACAUAUGCAAGUUAUAUUACCACAAAUGAUAGUUUCAAGUGGAUUGACGGUGGUUUUAACUGAUGCUUUAAGAGAUUUAACAAUUAAUUUACCAACGUUAAUACCAAACAUUCAGUAUAAACUAUUGAAUUUAAUUAGUCAAGUCUUGGCAAAUAAACCAUUCUCUGAACCUGGUGCACCAUCGCCCUACAGAAAGAGUGCAACACCUUUCCAAGGUGGUUCAAUACCACAAUUGGGUCAGAAUUCAGAUGUUGAUCCACAAAUGAUUGCAUUGGCUUUGAAAACUUUGGGUAGCUUUGAUUUCUCUAAACAUAAUCUAUUGGAAUUCGUUAGGGAGUGUGUUGUAAACUAUUUGGAUGAUGACAACAUUGAAAUUCGUAGAGAGGCUGCCAUUACUUGUGCUCAACUUAUGGUAGGAACUGAAGAACCAACACCAACUCGUGGUCAUUCUGCUGUUAUCGUAGGUGAGGUAUUGGAGAAACUAUUGGUUGUUGGUAUUGCUGAUCCUGAUCCAUCAAUUCGUAAGACUGUAUUAUCAAGUUUAGAGGCACGUUUCGAUCAUUAUUUAGCACAGGCAGAGAAUUUACGUUCAUUAUUCAUCGCAUUGAACGAUGAGUUAUUUGAAAUUCGUGAAUUGGCAAUCACUGUAAUUGGUCGUUUAACAAUUAGAAAUCCAGCAUAUGUUAUGCCAUCACUUCGUAAAACAUUAAUUCAACUACUAACAGAAUUGGAAUUUAGUGGUGAUGGUAGAAAUAAGGAAGAGAGUGCAAGAUUAUUAGGUCAUUUAAUUUCAGCGUCAGAGAAAUUAAUUAAACCAUACGUAGAACCAAUUCUUAAGGCAUUGUUACCAAAAUUACGUGAUAGUAAUCCACGUGUUGCAUCUUGUGUAUUGGCUGCAUUGGGUGAGUUAUCAGUGGUUGGUGGUGAAGAGAUGGUACAACAUAUAGAUUCAUUGUUACCUCUAAUCAUUGAUACACUUCAAGAUCAAAGUUCAACUUCAAAGAGAGAAGUUGCAUUGAAAACAUUGGCACAAUUAGCUUCAUCAACUGGUUAUGUUAUUAAACCAUUCUCAAAGUAUCCAAUGCUAUUGGAUACCCUAUUGAAUGCAAUUAAAACCGAAAGAAUUGGUUCAAUUAGAAGAGAGGUUAUCAAGGUUUUAGGUAUUUUAGGUUCAUUGGAUCCAUAUAAACAUAAAAUGAAUGAAUUGGGUAAACGUAGAGAAGAUCCAAAAGCAAACGAUGAUAAGAAUAACAAUAUGACCAAUGAAGUGAUUACAAUUUCACCAUCGAAUGAAGAUUAUUAUCCAACCGUUGCUUUGACGGCCUUAAUGAAAAUCCUUAGAGAUCCAUCAUUAUCCUCGCAUCAUACAAGUGUAAUUCAAGCUGUUAUGUAUAUCUUUAAGAGUUUAUCAUUGAAAUCAAUUCCAUUCUUACCACAAAUUAUGCCACCAUUCCUUCAUGCUAUGAACACUGGUGAACCAUUAUUUAGAGAAUUCCUUUUCCAACAAUUGGGUUCAUUGGUAUCAAUUGUCAAACAACAUAUUCGUGACUAUUUAGUUAAUGUUUUCGCUUUAAUUGAAAAAUAUUGGAACUCGAAUCUAUUAAUUCCAAUCAUUAAAUUGGUCGAAGAGAUUUCAUCAGCUUUAAAUGAUGAAUUUAAAGUUUAUUUACCAAAUUUAAUUCCACAAAUGUUAAAUGUACUUCAUACUGACCGUUCUCCAAAAAGAUCACCAACCACUAAAGUUUUAAGAGCAUUGGAAGUAUUUGGUACCAAUUUAGAUGAUUACCUACAUUUGGUAAUUCCUGCAAUCGUUAAAUUAUUCGAACAAGUAGAUGUAACCACUCAAGUUAGAACUUUGGCAAUUCAAACCAUUGGUAGACUUUGUAAGAAAUUGAAUUUCUCUGAUUAUGCAUCUCGUAUCAUUCAUCCAUUGGCAAGAGUUUUAGAUAGUACCGAGAGUGAAUUACGUGAAGAAACUUUAAAUACUCUCUGUGCUUUAGUUUAUCAAUUGGGUUCAGAUUAUGCAAUUUUCAUUCCAAUGGUUGGUAAGGUUUUAGCACGUCGUGAAAUUCAAUCAACAAAUUAUGAAUUACUCAUUAGCAAAUUGUUAAAGAAUCAACAAUUAAUGUUAACCCCUGGUUCGGGUGAUGAUGGUGGUAUGGGUGCAAAUCGUUUCGGUGGUGAUCAUAAUGGUCAUCAUUUGGGUGAAGAUCAUAAUAACACAAGUACUCCAUUGGAUAUUGGUGUAAAGAAAUUAAAGGCAAAUGAACAACACCUAAAGAAUGCUUGGGAAACUUCACAACGUUCAACCAAAGAAGAUUGGGGUGAAUGGAUUCGUAGAUUCUCUGUGGAAUUACUUCGUGAAUCACCAUCACCUGCACUUAGAUCCUGUUUAUCAUUGGCACAAGAUUAUCAUCCAUUAGUUAAAGAGUUAUUCAAUGCUGGUUUCGUUAGUUGUUGGACUGAAUUACACGAACAAUUCCAAGAAGAAUUGGUUAGAAGUUUAGAGACCGCUUUACUCUCUCCAAAUAUUCCACCUGAAAUCCUUCAAACCCUUUUGAAUCUUGCAGAGUUUAUGGAACUUCACGAGAAACCAUUACCAAUCGAUAUUCGUACAUUGGGUGCAUUGGCAGAGAAAUGUCAUGCCUAUGCAAAAGCUUUACAUUAUAAAGAGUCUGAAUUCUCUCAAUCACCAUCUUCAACCAUUGAGGCUUUGAUUAGUAUUAACAAUCAACUUCAACAACCAGAAGCUGCCAUUGGUAUUUUAAUUUACGCUCAAAAGAAUCAUAGUGUCGAAUUGAAAGAAGGUUGGUAUGAAAAAUUAAGAAGAUGGGAAGAUGCACUUGCUGCCUAUGAAAAGAAACAAAAAGACGAUCCAAAUGGUGGUACCAUUGAAAAUACUAUGGGUAUUUUAAGAUGUUUACAUGCAUUGGGUGAAUGGGAAAGAUUAUCUGCACUCUCAUCAGAAACUUGGAAAUCAGAUAUCAAUGAUCAUACUCGUGCAACCAUUGCACCAUUGGCUGCAGCUGCCGCUUGGAAUCUUGUAAAUUGGGAUAAAAUGGAUGAAUAUGUGUGUGCAAUGAAUAAAGAUACCGUUGAAGGUUCAUUCUAUCGUGCAAUACUCGAAGUUCAUCAUGACAAUUUCACAUUGGCACAUGGCUUUAUUGAUCAUGCUCGUACUUUGGUAGAUACUGAACUAACUGCAUUAUUAGGUGAGAGUUAUAAUCGUGCCUAUAAAGUAGUGGUUCGUCUUCAACAAUUAUCAGAGCUCGAAGAAAUCAUUGAAUAUAAAAAAUGUGUAGAUUCACCAGAACGUAGAAAUAUGAUUAAGAAUACUUGGAAAACUCGUUUAAGAGGUUGUCAACAUAAUGUCGAUAUUUGGCAAUCAAUUCUUGCCGUUCAUAGUUUAGUGAUUUCACCUCAUGAAGAGUUGGAUAUGUGGUUGAAAUUUGUUGGACUUUGUAGAAAAGGUUCAAGAUUAGGUUUAGCUCAAAAAACUCUAACCAUGUUAAUGGGUAAAGAUCCAUCAACAACAAGUCAAUUCGGUAGUGUACUUCCAAAUACUCAUCCAAGAAUUACCUUUGCCUAUAUUAAACAACUUUGGAGUGCAGGUGCUAAACAACCAGCAUUUGAAAAGUUACGUACAUUUGUUCAAGCGCUAAGAGAUACCGAUGAUUUACCAUUACAAGGUCGUGCCUAUUUGAAACUUGGUGAAUGGCAAUUGGCAUUGGGUGAUACAUUGAGUGAAGCUUCCAUUCCACAUAUUAUUAGUUCAUUUAAAGCCGCAACUGAAUGUGAUCCAAAUUGGUAUAAAGCAUGGCAUAGUUGGGCAUUAAUUAAUUUCGAAGUUGUAUCACAUUACGAACAAAAUGGUGGUACACCAGAACAAAUUGGUGCACAUUUAUUGCCAGCAGUUCAUAGUUUCUUUAAAAGUAUUUCAUUGGGUCCUGAUCGUUCAUUACAAGAUACACUUCGUCUACUAACACUUUGGUUUAAACAUGGUGCUCAAAAAGAGGUUGAAGCCGCUUUAAUGCAAGGUUUUAAUACCAUUUCAAUCGAUACUUGGUUACAUGUUAUUCCACAAAUUAUUGCACGUAUUCAUGCUCCAGUCCUACCAGUUCGUCGUUUACUUCAUGAGCUAAUUGAUACCAUUGGUAAAGAACAUCCACAAGCAUUGGUAUAUCCAUUAACUGUAGCAACUAAAUCUCAUUCACCAGCACGUUUAGCCGCAGCAAAAUCAUUGAUGGAUAAAAUGAGAAAACAUUCCGCUACAUUGGUAGAUCAAGCAUUACCAGUAAGUCAAGAGUUGGUACGUACUGCAAUUCUUUGGUUAGAGAUGUGGUAUGAAGGUUUGGAGGAAGCUUCUCGUCAAUACUUUGGUGAUCAUAAUCCAGAGGCAAUGUUGGCAACAUUGGCACCACUUCAUCAAAUACUUGAGAAAGGUCCAGAGACAACAAGUGAAACCUCUUUCCUUCAAGCAUUUGGUAGAGAUCUUCAAGAGGCUCUCGAAUGGAGUAAGAAAUAUGAAAAAACACGUAAAGAAGGUGAUCUUAAUCAAGCAUGGGAUCUCUAUUAUCAAGUGUUUAGACGUAUCUAUAAACAAUUACCACAAAUGUCAUCAUUGGAGCUUCAAUAUGUUUCACCAAAACUUUUAAAUUCAAACAAUAUGGAACUCGCUGUACCAGGUACCUAUAAAGCCAGUGAAAACGUCAUUAGAAUUCAAUCAUUCUCUCAAGCCCUCUCAGUUAUUCCUUCAAAACAACGUCCAAGAAAAUUAACAAUCAUUGGUAGUGAUGGUCUUGAAUAUACUUUCCUUUUGAAAGGUCAUGAAGAUCUUAGACAAGAUGAACGUGUUAUGCAAUUGUUUAGUUUGGUUAAUAAUCUUUUGUCAGCCAAUCAUGAAACCGCUAAAUCUCAUCUAAGUAUUCGUAGAUUCUCAGUUAUUCCAUUAUCACCAAACUCUGGUCUAAUUGGUUGGGUUCCACAUUCCGAUACACUUCAUACUUUAAUUAAAGAUUUCCGUGAUAGUAAUAAGAUCCUAUUGUCAAUUGAACAUCGUUUAAUGUUACAAAUGUGCUCAGAUUAUGAUAAUCUUACAUUACUUCAAAAGGUUGAAGUAUUCCAGUAUGCUUUGGAAAAUUCAAAUGGUUUAGAUCUUCAUAAGGUUUUAUGGUUGAAAUCAAGAAAUAGUGAAGUUUGGUUAGAUCGUCGUACAAACUAUACACGUUCUUUGGCAGUAAUGAGUAUGGUUGGUUAUAUUUUAGGUUUAGGUGAUCGUCAUCCUUCCAAUUUAAUGUUGGAUCGUCAUACCGGUCAUAUUUUACACAUUGAUUUUGGUGAUUGCUUCGAAGUCGCAAUGCAUCGUGAUAAAUACCCAGAGAAAAUUCCAUUCCGUUUAACUCGUAUGCUUAUUAAUGCUAUGGAAGUCUCUGGUAUCGAAGGUAAUUUCAGAUUAACUUGUGAAGCCGUUAUGAAUGUACUUAGAAAUAACAAGGAAAGUCUUAUGGCCGUCUUAGAGGCCUUUGUUCAUGAUCCACUUAUUAACUGGCGUCUUUUAACUCCAAAUGAAAAUAAUACCAAACAUAAAGCUACAAACAUUGCAAGUAAUAAUAGUACCUCAAAUUCUACCACAAAGAUUGAAGGUGAUCUCAAUACAAUCGAUAAUCCAAUCAAUAAAGAAUCACCAGACCAUGAAGCUGUUGCUGGCUCCCUCAAAUCCUCACCAGUUCAUGGUAGACAAAUCGCUCGUAACCAAAGAGUUGGUGUUGAUGCUGAACAAGUUGAAGCUGAAAUCGUACCUGAAGCAUUAAAUGAAAGAGCACUUUCAGUUAUUAAUCGUGUAAAUAAGAAAUUAACUGGUAGAGAUUUUAGUUCAAAUGAAACUUUAGAUGUACCUGAACAAGUUCAAAAAUUAAUUGAUCAAGCAACUUCUCAUGAAAAUCUUUGUCUUAGUUAUGUUGGUUGGUGUCCAUUUUGGUAA